Messenger RNA from Cydia pomonella (codling moth), 1792 nucleotides. RefSeq names its product nicotinamide riboside kinase 2. The coding region runs from base 328 to 939 and encodes 203 amino acids. The record is from RefSeq and is a predicted model, not a curated record. The transcript has 5 exons. Gene Ontology annotation, cellular component: cytoplasm. NCBI's taxonomy places the organism in Eukaryota, Metazoa, Arthropoda, Insecta, Lepidoptera, Tortricidae.
GGCACGCGCGCCAGGCCGCGCACCGCGCCGUGCAUGGCGCAUGGGCGAUCUGAGUGACGCGGCGUUGGGCCGGAGCGUCCUGACCACAGUCGGGGCGUUGUUUCUGCUGUUCCUACUCUGGGUCAACAGUUACUCCUUUAUUGACGAAGAACUAAUCAUUCACGCGUGGUUGCCGAAUCCACAGUGGGUGCUUUUAUUUUGCGCUGUCUGGGGGCUCUGUUUCAUCGGCGGCCUCAUGGCCUACACUCUCUACCACUUGCGGCCCUACCUCUAAUCGUCAAACACCUAAAACUCACGCAAAUAUGCACUAAAUCGAAAUAUAUAACCAUGGAGAUUGUAAAUAGAGAUCAAUGGAUCGUGAUCGGGAUUUCGGGCGUCACCUGCGGUGGAAAAACUACGCUCGCUAACAAGCUCGCUCAAACUCUAACGCCGGUGUAUAUGUUCAACCAAGACACUUAUUUCUAUCCGGAUGACAGUCCACACCACGUACGCGUCGAGGGCAUGGAACACAACAACUACGACAUACUGUCGUCGCUGGAUAUGAAGAGCAUGCACGCGGACAUACUGGCGACGAUGCGCGGCGAGGACAAGGCGCAGUACAGCGCGACCGAGCGCGGCGCCCGCCUCGCGGCGGACGGGAAGAAGUUCCUCAUCGCCGAGGGGUUCACCGUGCUCAACUAUAAGCCGAUCCUGGACCUAUGCGACUUGAAGUACUACUUCGUGUUGGAGUUCGGUGAGUGUUUCGCGCGGCGCUCGCUGCGGCUGUACGACCCGCCCGACGUGCCCGGCUACUUCGAGCGCUGCGUGUGGCCCGAGCACUUGAAGUACCGAGCUGAGAUCGAGCGCAACUCUUCGAUACAGCUGUUGGACGGCAAGGUGCCGGACCCGAUACGGAUCGUGCUCGAGGACCUGCAGCGGUUCGGCGUGUCCGCCUCCUAGCGCGACCUCGCCACCACGUAUACAGUCAAUCCGUAUUGUUAUAUGGACAAAUUUUAUGUAAGCUGUUCACUAUGUUAUAUUAGGAUUUUUUUUUGUUAUUUCUAUUGAGAAUCACAAGCUUUAUGGUACGGCACUGUUUGACGGUAACGAAAUCAAUGGAACGAAAAAUUUAUGAAUAUUUUGGGAUUCUGACUAGAAAUACCGCAACACUUCCAAAAUAAAAAAGUGCUUAUAUAAUGAGUGUUCGGCAAACGACGGUCCUAAAUUCUAAUACGAGCUAUAUUUAGUUGGGUGGAAAAAUAUCGCGAAAAAUUAAUUGAGAGCCAGUUUUAUCUGCCACUGGGAUCAAUGUUAGGUAUUUGUUUAAUCAGGACUGUUUUUUUAUGAUUAUACAUAUAAGAAUAUUUUCUAAGCACCGUUAAUGGUGGUCUUUUGUGUAGUUGGUGGAUCUUGAGUGACUAAUGUGUCCAUCAAAUGAUAAGCCCCUUAGAUAAAUAAUUAAAUGCUAUAAAGAAACGUUACUGCCCGUAUUAUAUGUAGUAAAAUAUUACUUACACAAACUUAACUUCAGUGCCUUUGCUUUAUUUCGUAAAUAAUAGAGCCAAUUAAGCUAUUCAUUAUUUAAUUCCGCAUUAUUUAUGCAUGGUAGAGAUUGUAUGCUAUGUUGCUGGAUGCUAAUAUGCUGCCGUGUAACUUUUCUAUAUGUCGUGAACAUGUACUGAUACAUGUUUUUGGGUUCUUAGAUGUAUAAGCGUUAUCGAAAUGUUAGUAUAAUAUGCUCUAUUCAAUUUAAUGAACUAAAGUAUUUUCUAAACAAGUGUGUUUUAAUAACAAAACUUCCGUGAGACACAAA